GAGAGAGAGAGCGAGAGAGAGACAGAGAGAGAGACACACAGAGAGAGAGAGAGAGAGAGAGAGGAGGGGGUAGAGAGAGAGAGAGAGAGAGAGAGAGAGUGUGUAAGACGGGGGAGAUAGAGGGAAGAGAGGUCCACCUUCACCAGAGAAGGAAGAAAAGCAAGGGAGAAAAUAGAAAGCAAGUGUACAAGUGAGGAAGAUAUUGAAAGAAAUUAAAAAAUACCCCAAAAGAGAGCCAGCUCAAAAACAGAGUAGAAAUAGAAAGGAUGCAAGAAUAUUGACAACUAACACCCCCCAGAUUUGACUUGACAAUCACCCUCUCCACUCCGCUGCUCAGAAAAAAACCAAGGGGGGAGCGAGUGAGAGGGCUGGCCGAGGGAAGGAGGAAGAAAAGAGCGAGAUGACGGACUGAAGCAGUGGAGAGGAUAAGAGCCUUCAUCAUGCUCUACCGCACCCCGCUAGCCUGCCUCUUCCUGCUCCUCCUGUCGGGGGUGCUGGGGGGGCUGGUCCUGUCCAUCUGCCCCGCCGUGUGCUCCUGCAGCCGGGGCCACCGUGUGGUGGACUGCUCCUCACGGCACCUCUCACAGCUGCCCCCAGGCCUGCAGCACAACAUUCGCUUCCUCAACCUCUCGCAAAACAGCCUUCGUGGUCUGGAGGGCCAGCUCAGCCACUACGCCCACCUGCGUACCCUGGACCUGUCCUAUAAUCUCCUGGGUCGCUUCCCGUCCGGCCUGCCCAGGGCCCUGUGGGACAUUCGGGCCGCCGGCAACCAGCUCCGAGCCCUGGACAAGAACGACACAGCCUACCACUGGAACCUGCGGGUUCUGGACCUGUCAGCCAACGAGCUGGAGAGGGUGGUCUUCAUCAACAACACCCUGCCCAGCCUACACGCCCUCAACCUGAGUCACAACCGGUUCUGGACGGUGCCCACCAACAUGCCUCAUAAUCUGGAGAUGGUGGAUUUGUCCCACAACUACCUGGUUCAGAUCCUCCUGGGGUCGUUGGACCGGCUGCCCAGGCUGAAGAGGUUCUACCUGCACGCUAAUCGUUUCUCCUGGGUGCCGGAGGGGGUGUUUGACCGGUUGGAGGGGCUCGAGUUGUUGAUGCUUGGGGAUAACCCUUGGGCUUGUGAGGAGGAGGAGAACAUCACAAGGCUCUUGCUCUGGGCCGAACAUACCCGCGCUGCCGUGUUGGGCUGCCCCUGCUACACUAGGCCAACCUGUGGGCAAGCCCAUCUGGCAACUCCAGGAGGGGAGUGGCACUUUGCAUCCUACACAGAGCCUCCGCUGGGGGCUGAUGCCAGAGAGCUGGGCCGUGGAGGCCUCCCACCGGCAAGGGCUGCAGUCGCCACUUCUGGGUACCUGGCUAAGUCUGCGUUAUUGGAGCCUGGGAUGCAUGGAGACAGGGGGGUGGUCAACGGCUCGGGGGAUCAGACACUGUUCGUGUUCACCUCCACCCGCUCGCAUGGCCUCUCCACACGCACAAGCACAACGGGGCGUCCGCACUCUGCCACCAAGAAGCCCAAUACAGGAAGCACGCGGAGCAGAGGCCACGGUCUACACACACAGAUUGUGUGUUCUGCUGUCGCCUUGAACCUUUUAGUCACAGUGACUGCCUUCAAAGCCUCCUAAAGAGACUAGAGCCAAGUCUUGAUGGAUUUGAGAGGGCUAACCCUAUGUACAUUUGACCCAGAAUGUUAAAGGGAGUUUUGUUUUAAUUUUCAAGAACGUUCGACUGUUACUGCCUAAAAAAAAUGAAUAUAAUUGUGUAUUCUCUCUCAUCUUCCAACAAUUUGUGAGUGUAGUUGUGCUGUAUGACUAUAUCUUUCAAACACACAUACAAAUAAUAUCUAGGGCAAAUGUAUACACAUACAUGACUAAUAAUACUAUCGGCGUGGAAACAUGAAUGCUCUACUCCAUGUAGUCUAUACUGCUUGUGUGUUCUGUUGACAAACGCUGCUGCGUUUGAUGCUUUCUAUGAUAUAAACACAGGAACAGAACAUUUAGAAUGCAUUUACUGUACAUGUGGUUUGGAUGAGUCAGAGUAUGAUGUGAGAUACCUCAUCUUUACACCUUGGCAUCAGCUUGGUGAGGGGGGAUGUCUAGAAGUACUUAAAACCCUAACAUGCAUGCACACAAACACCUUGACUCUUUAUAAGCUCCUAAAAAUAACAGAAAGUUAAAACAAAAUGAAACCAAACUAUUAUCCUCUGGGCAUUGAAAUCCUCACACAUCAUUGACCAUUUGGUCAGAAAGUGACCCUCUUUCCACUAUUGUAAGGUGCAGACUUCCCCCCACUAUACUCCCUACCACACACAAAGACAGAGGUAAAGGGUAGCUCUAAAUCUGGUUCACCAGACAUCCUGACUCCCUCAGAACAGUGGGCAGCAGCCUGGGGAGGAGGCAUAGGGUAGCCCUCCUCUUCAGCUGAGUUGGAACUAAGAGGCUAUGAUAAAAAGCCCCAUAAAGCCUGCUGUAAUGAGUGAAUGGACCUUCCUGGGUCUUCUCCCUUACAGCUUGGAAGUCAGCAGUGGUAAAAAUGUAGGAGGACACAAUCCCUCUCCCUACCAACGGAAGGCCCAAUCUAGAUGAGUAUCAACUUCAAAAGAACGCUUCCCUGAUAUUGUGUUGAUAAAGUUUGUUUAUCAAGCUGGUUUAUAAUAACAAUAAUAUACAUAGACGCCAACAUG
Messenger RNA from Oncorhynchus keta (chum salmon), 2689 nucleotides. It is a transcript of the gene omgb, whose product is annotated as oligodendrocyte myelin glycoprotein b. Gene Ontology annotation, molecular function: protein binding. NCBI's taxonomy places the organism in Eukaryota, Metazoa, Chordata, Actinopteri, Salmoniformes, Salmonidae. Bases 441 to 1631 code for a protein of 396 amino acids. Gene Ontology annotation, biological process: neuron projection regeneration. The transcript is spliced from 3 exons. The record is from RefSeq and is a predicted model, not a curated record.